ACCGGUUCAGUACAUAAUUUUGGGUCGGCAAAAUCCAAAACAAAACCAAACCGAAUCGAACUGCUCCAGAAGCAAGCGGCGUGUCAUGGAUUCAUCGCCACGGAACACUAUGACCACCACAGCGCCGCGUUUCUCUGAACUCAAACCUCCGCUCUCCGAAGAUAUCAUCGAGGCGCUUGACCGGUCCGGUUUCGAGUUCUGCACUCCGGUUCAGGCCAAGACGAUCCCUUUACUCUGCAGCCACAAGGAUGUCGCCGUCGACGCAGCCACUGGUUCUGGAAAAACCCUAGCUUUCCUCCUUCCCCUCGUAGAGAUUCUCCGUCGAUCCACCUCCUACCCUCCCAAGCCACACCAUGUUAUGGGGGUGAUUAUAUCGCCAACGAGAGAGCUAUCAGCGCAGAUACAUAAGGUGGCACAGCCGUUUGUCUCGACUUUGCCAAAUGUGAACUCUGUUCUGCUUGUUGGAGGUCGAGAGGUGGAAGCUGACAUGAAUACUAUCGAAGAAGAAGGAGGCAAUAUCUUGAUCGGCACGCCUGGAAGGCUUUCAGAUAUAAUGAAACGAAUGGAGUUUCUGGAUUACCGAAAUCUUGAGAUUCUUGUUUUAGAUGAGGCCGAUAGGCUUUUGGGGAUUGGUUUCCAGAAGCAGGUCAAUUACAUUAUAUCUCGCUUGCCAAAGCAACGUAGGACUGGCCUCUUUUCAGCUACACAAACACAAGCUGUUAAAGAGCUGGCCAAGGCUGGCCUUAGGAACGCUGAGAAAGUUAUAUUGCGACCUGAGUCAAAAUCGAAAACGCCUUCUGGUCUGUAUAGUGAGUAUAUGAAAUGCGAAGCAGAUAAAAAGUCAUCACAACUAGUGGAUCUCCUCAUCGAGAACAAAAAUAAAAAGCUUCUCGUAUUCUUUAUGACCUGUGCUUCUGUUGAUUACUGGGGACUCGUACUUUCAAAAAUUCCUACCCUCAAGUCCAUUUCCUUCUUUCCUAUCCAUGGGAAGAUGGAUCAGAAAGCUAGAAACAAGGCAUUAGCUUCGUUUACAGAGGCAUCAAGCGGUGUCCUUCUAUGCACAGAUGUCGCUGCACGUGGACUUGACAUUCCAGGCAUCGAUUACGUUGUUCAGUAUGAUCCCCCACAAGACCCAAAUGUAUUUAUCCAUAGGGUUGGCAGGACUGCAAGACUGGAAAGAGAAGGAAGGUCCAUUGUGUUUUUAAUGCCCAAGGAGAAAGACUAUGUAGAGUUUAUGCGCAUAAAAAAAGUCCCUCUUCAGAAAAGAAAAUGCUCUGAGAACGCUUCCGAUGUCAUCCCGAUUAUACGUUCACUAGCCAUGAAGGACCGGGAAGUGUUGGAGAAGGGAUUAAAGGCAUUUGUUUCCUUUGUCCGUGCUUAUAAGGAGCAUCACUGCUCUUUCAUUUUCAGUUGGAAAGGACUUGAAAUCGGAAAGUUAGCCAUGGGAUAUGGCAUCUUGUCUUUUCCUUCAAUAUCUGAAGUUAUACAAGACAGAAUUAACAUUGUCGGUUUUACACCUGUCGAAGGCAUCACGUUUGAGGACAUAAAAUUCAAGAACAAAUCUCGGGAGAAACAAAGACAGCAAAACUUACUAGCAAGGAAAGAAAAACUGCAACAAGAAAAGAGAGAGAAAGGCAAGAAAAGAGAGAGAAAGGCGGUUGAUGAUUCUAACAAAGCGUCGAGAAAGAGAAAGUUAACGAAGAGGCAAAGACAAACUAUCCAAACAGCUCAAGAUGAAGAAAAAAUGAAUGAAGAUUAUGGGUUACUGCAAAAACUGAAGAAAGGUGAUUUAGCGAAGAUGAUGGUCGAAGAUCUUGGUGUGGAAGCGAAGGAAGCGGCUGUGCGAGAGGUGGCGAAGCUCUUACCAUUACCUGAACUUUUGCAAUCUAUUUCUUCAAUCAAGGCCGAUUACAUCGCUCGUCAACAGGCGAAUGAUGCACAGCUCAGUACCAUGGUUGCUGAGCAGGUUGAACAAGCACAAGCUGGGUUAGAGUCGCUUUCUUCAUCUGAGAAAACCAUUUAUGAACUGCGGGAUAAUUUCAUUUCCAUCGAUAAGCUUUGUCAGGAAUGUCAAACUUUGAUUGACAAUCAUGACCAAAUAAAGCUGCUGAGUAAUGCCAGGAAUAAUCUAAACAAAACUCUAAAGGAUGUAGAAGGUAUGAUGUCAAUUUCUGUUGAAGCUGCUGCGGCUCGGGAGUCUCUGAGUGAUGAUAAAGAAAUUGUUAACACUUACGAGAGAUUAACAGCACUUGAUGGUAAACGAAGAUUUGCGUUAGCAGCUGCUGGAGAGGAGGUUGGGAGGCUGAGGGAGUAUUUUGAAGAUGUUGAUAGAACAUGGGAAACAUUCGAGAAGACACUAUGGGGUCAUGUUUCCAACUAUUACAAACUUUCUAAAGAAAGUCCGCAAACGCUGGUUCGUGCUUUGAGGGUUGUUGAAAUGCAAGAAAUUCUUGACCAACAACUUGCUGAAGAAGCAGCAGAGGCUGAGGGAGAAGGUGCGAUGGCAUCUGUAGCAAAUCCUCGAAGGCCUGGCAAGAAAUCUACUACAACGUCAGCUUCAUCAAAGGGUCUUGCUCAACAGAAGUUAAAAGUUCAAGGGAAAGGCUACAAGGACAAAUGCUACGAGCAAAUUCGAAAGGCAGUUGAAGAUCGAUUCAACAGGCUUCUGACGCUUGUCUUUGAAGAUCUAAAAGCAGCUUUGGAGGAAGCUAGAAUGAUUGGAGAGGAACUUGGAGAUAUUUAUGACUAUGUGGCUCCUUGUUUUCCUCCGAGAUAUGAGAUAUUUCAGCUUAUGGUGAACCUGUAUACCGAGAGAUUCAUACAAAUGCUCAGAUUGCUCAGUGACAGAGCAAACGAUCUGACAAAUAUAGAGAUUUUAAAGGUGACUGGUUGGGUGGUAGAGUACCAAGAAAACUUGAUUGCACUUGGUGUUGAUGAUUCACUAGCUCAAGUGUGUUCUGAGAGUGGUUCAAUGGAUCCUCUAAUGAAUGCAUAUGUUGAAAGAAUGCAAGCUACAACGAAGAAAUGGUACAUGAAUAUCCUUGAGGCGGAUAAGGUGCAACCACCUAAAAAAACAGAGGAAGGAAAAUUAUAUACACCGGCUGCUGUAGAUUUAUUCAGAAUACUUGGAGAGCAAGUGCAAAUUGUCAGAGAUAACAGCACCGAUGUUAUGUUGUACAGGAUUGCUUUAGCUAUUAUUCAGGUUAUGAUUGAUUUCCAAGCAGCUGAAAAGAAGAGAGUUGAUGAACCUGCUUCUGAUAUUGGUCUGGAACCUCUAUGCGCUAUGAUAAACAACAACCUUCGCUGCUAUGACCUUGCCAUGGAGUUGAGUAAUAGCACUUUAGAAGCUCUUCCACAGAAUUAUGCGGAGCAGGUGAAUUUUGAAGACACUUGCAAAGGUUUCUUGGAAGUGGCUAAGGAAGCAGUGCAUCAAACAGUUCGCGUUAUCUUUGAGGAUCCAGGAGUUCAGGAAUUACUUGUCAAGCUUUACCAGAAAGAAUGGUGCGAGGGACAGGUUACCGAGUACCUCGUGGCAACUUUUGGUGAUUAUUUCACAGAUGUGAAAAUGUAUGUCGAAGAAAGAUCAUUUAGAAGAUUUGUCGAAGCUUGUUUGGAAGAAACAGUCGUUGUUUAUGUUGAUCAUCUCCUAACGCAGAAAAACUACAUCAAGGAAGAAACUAUUGAACGUAUGAGGCUAGAUGAAGAGGUUCUCAUGGAUUUCUUUAGGGAGUAUAUAAGUGCAUCUAAAGUGGAGAGCAGAAUCAGAAUAAUGAGCGAUCUGAGAGAACUUGCAUCUGCAGAGAGUCUAGAUGCAUUUACACUCGUGUACUCGAACAUUCUUGAGCACCAGCCUGACUGCCCGGCCGAGGUCGUAGAGAAGCUUGUUAGUCUGCGUGAAGGCAUACCACGGAAGGACACAAAAGAGGUGGUACAAGAGUGCAAAGAGAUAUAUGAGAACACUCUGGUAGAUGGUAAUCCUCCAAAGACAGGAUUUUUUCGUCGUCUCCUCCCCUUGGCCUUUCCUCCUUUCUAUGGUGGUUCCGAUGUGGUGACUAUCUUGGAGGAUGGGUGGUGUAUUGGUGAUCUUCGUAGACGGAUCUGUUCCCCGGUGGAACCGUCUCGUUUUCUCCGAUCUGGUUAUGGAGGCGUGUAUUUAGCCGGCGUAUCGUUUCCAUGGCUUGGUUAUGAUCAUCCCUUCGGUGCUGCAGCAACGGCCUCUUUGUUUGCGGAUUCUUCCUCUGUUUUUUCGUUGAUCUUACUUUCGAAUCAUUCACUGUGGCUUGCUUCUGCUAAUUUGGAAGGUGAUGCUUUGCAUACUUUGAGGGUCACUCUAGUUGAUCCGAACAAUGUCUUGCAGAGCUGGGAUCCUACGCUUGUGAAUCCUUGUACAUGGUUCCAUGUCACUUGCAACAACGAGAACAGUGUCAUUAGAGUUGAUUUAGGAAAUGCAGAGUUGUCUGGCCAUUUAGUUCCGGAGCUUGGUGUGCUCAAGAAUUUGCAGUACUUGGAGCUUUACAGUAACAAUAUAACUGGCCCAAUUCCUAGUAAUCUUGGAAAUCUGACAAACUUAGUGAGCUUGGAUCUCUACUUAAACAGCUUCACUGGUCCUAUCCCUGAAUCAUUGGGAAAGCUUUCAAAGCUGAGGUUUCUCCGGCUUAACAACAACAGUCUCACUGGGUCAAUUCCCAUGGCACUGACCAAUAUCACUACCCUUCAAGUGUUAGAUCUAUCAAAUAACCGACUCUCUGGUUCAGUUCCUGACAAUGGCUCCUUCUCACUCUUCACACCCAUCAGUUUUGCUAAUAACUUAGACCUAUGUGGACCUGUUACAAGUCACCCAUGUCCUGGAUCUCCCCCGUUUUCUCCUCCACCACCUUUUAUUCCACCUCCACCAGUUUCCACCCCGAGUGGAUAUGGUAUAACUGGAGCAAUAGCUGGUGGAGUUGCUGCAGGUGCUGCUUUGCUGUUUGCUGCUCCUGCAAUAGCCUUUGCUUGGUGGCGGCGAAGAAAGCCACUAGAUAUUUUCUUCGAUGUGCCUGCCGAAGAAGAUCCAGAGGUUCACCUGGGACAGCUCAAGAGGUUUUCUUUACGGGAGCUACAAGUGGCGAGUGAUGGAUUUAGUAACAAGAAUAUUUUGGGUAGAGGCGGGUUCGGGAAAGUCUACAAGGGACGUUUGGCAGACGGAACCCUUGUUGCUGUCAAGAGACUGAAGGAAGAGCGAACUCCAGGUGGAGAGCUCCAGUUUCAGACAGAAGUAGAGAUGAUAAGUAUGGCAGUUCAUCGAAACCUGUUGAGAUUACGAGGAUUCUGUAUGACACCGACCGAGAGAUUGCUCGUGUAUCCUUACAUGGCCAACGGAAGCGUUGCGUCGUGUCUCAGAGAGAGGCCACCGUCACAGCCUCCGCUCGAUUGGCCAACGCGGAAGAGAAUCGCGCUAGGCUCAGCUCGUGGUUUGUCUUACCUACACGAUCACUGCGAUCCGAAGAUCAUUCACCGUGACGUAAAAGCAGCAAACAUCCUCUUAGACGAAGAAUUCGAAGCGGUUGUUGGAGAUUUCGGGUUGGCGAAGCUAAUGGACUACAAAGACACUCACGUGACAACAGCCGUCCGUGGCACAAUCGGUCACAUCGCUCCAGAAUAUCUCUCAACCGGAAAAUCUUCAGAGAAAACCGACGUAUUCGGAUACGGAAUCAUGCUUCUAGAACUAAUCACAGGACAAAGAGCUUUCGAUCUCGCUCGGCUAGCUAACGACGACGACGUCAUGUUGCUUGACUGGGUGAAAGGAUUGUUGAAAGAGAAGAAGCUAGAGAUGUUAGUAGAUCCAGAUCUUCAGACAAACUACGAGGAGAGAGAACUGGAACAAGUGAUACAAGUGGCGUUGCUUUGCACGCAAGGAUCACCAAUGGAGAGACCAAAGAUGUCUGAAGUUGUAAGGAUGCUUGAAGGAGAUGGGCUUGCGGAGAGAUGGGACGAAUGGCAAAAAGUUGAGAUAUUGAGGGAAGAGAUUGAUUUGAGUCCUAAUCCUAACUCUGAUUGGAUUCUUGAUUCUACUUACAAUUUGCACGCUGUUGAGUUAUCUGAGAUGAAUAAUCUAGCGAUGGAAGAAGAGGAUGAAGGAGAGAUUUUUCUUGGUGAAUCCGAUGUCCUCCGUGAAAUCGAUGUCGACGAAGAAGAUCUUCCUGAAGCAGAUGAUGAUGAUAUGGACGAUGAUGCUGAAGAAUUUGAUGAAAACGAUGACUCUGUUCACACAUUCACUGGUCACAAAGGUGAGCUUUAUGCAUUGGCUUGUAGCCCAACAGAUGCUACGCUUGUUGCAACUGGAGGUGGAGAUGAUAAAGCCUUUCUCUGGAAAAUUGGUAAUGGAGAUUGGGCUGCUGAGCUUCCUGGUCACAAGGACUCUGUUUCUUGUUUAGCUUUUAGCUUUGAUGGACAGUUACUUGCAUCUGGUGGAUUAGAUGGUGUUGUUCAGAUCUUUGAUGCAUCAUCAGGGAAUUUGAAAUGUGUUUUCGAUGGUCCUGGUGCUGGAAUCGAGUGGGUGAGAUGGCAUCCGAGAGGACACAUUGUGUUGGCUGGAUCAGAAGAUUGUUCUCUAUGGAUGUGGAAUGCUGAUAAAGAAGCUUAUCUUAAUAUGUUUUCAGGCCAUAAUCUAAAUGUCACUUGCGGUGACUUUACCCCUGACGGUAAACUAAUUUGUACUGGCUCUGAUGAUGCAAGUUUGAUAGUGUGGAACCCAAAAACUUGUGAAAGCAUUCAUGUUGUUAAAGGUCAUCCUUAUCAUACGGAAGGGUUGACAUGCUUAGAUAUUAACUCGAACUCAAGUCUCGCUAUCAGUGGCUCGAAAGACGGUUCUGUUCACAUUGUGAAUAUAGUCACCGGAAAGGUUGUGAGCUCUUUGACUUCUCAUACAGAUUCAGUUGAGUGUGUGAAGUUUUCACCAAGCUCUGCAACCAUCCCGUUGGCUGCAACAGGUGGAAUGGACAAGAAGCUUAUAAUCUGGGAUCUGCAGCAUUCCACUCCCAGAUUCAUCUGCGACCAUGCGGAAGGUGUGACAUCCCUGACUUGGAUAGGAACCUCCAAGUACUUAGCCACUGGCUGCGCCGAUGGUACAGUGAGCGUUUGGGACAGCUUAUUAGGCAACUGCAUCCAUACCUACCAUGGUCACCAAGAUGCGGUCCAGGCCAUCUCAGUCUCUACCAACGCGGACUUCAUUGUUUCAGUCUCUGUUGAUAACACUGCUCGAGUCUAUGAGACAUCCGAGUUCCAAAACAAAGUGGCAUAGGCAAGUGAGAAGAAUACUUACAGAUACUGUCUAGACAUGUAUUGCUAUCUGUGUUCGUUGUUUUGUUCUUCUUAAUUCUAUGCUUUGCGAGGAAAUUUUGUGUCAAAAAAGUUAUCUCUGUCUAAAUUCGAUAUGUACACGGCAUAGGUUAUUGAAUAUUGAUAAGUGAAGUCUUUAUUUGGAAUGUGUCUCCUUCAUUUUACAAUUCUUAUGGUUCAAAUGAGAUUGAUAAGUGUUACUCAUUACAUCGAUAUUAAUGAACGAGAUUCAGUAUU
Messenger RNA from Arabidopsis arenosa, 7554 nucleotides. NCBI's taxonomy places the organism in Eukaryota, Viridiplantae, Streptophyta, Magnoliopsida, Brassicales, Brassicaceae. The record is from the annotation of a GenBank genome assembly.